Amorphotheca resinae ATCC 22711 is the source of this 724-nucleotide messenger RNA. RefSeq lists its product as hypothetical. The record is from RefSeq and is a predicted model, not a curated record. The coding region runs from base 104 to 571 and encodes 155 amino acids. The transcript has a single exon. Lineage: Eukaryota; Fungi; Ascomycota; Leotiomycetes; Helotiales; Amorphothecaceae.
UGAUUUAUUUGAUCUUCACGGUCUUACUACUUGGUAUCUGAUCGUGUGUGCUCUAGCCUCUAGCUGCUCCUUGGUGUCCGCGGAUUCCUGAACAGGACUAAUAAUGCUCGCAGCCAUCGCAGAGCAGUCGUCCGCGGUGGGCGCUUCAUCCGCUUCCCUCACUUCCAUUAUUCGCUCUGCCCUUCGCUUCGUCGGCCUGUGUAGUAGGGGAGGGUGGGGGAGCGAGGAGGGGGGGCCCGGUUCUUUGCGUCAAGCUCCAUGGCAGAGCGGACGCUCCUACAUAUCCUCCGGCCAUAUGAUACCAUACCGCAACGCCUAUGCGGAUCCGACCGACCGACGCCGUCUCCUUCUGCUCAAGCCUCAUCAUACCCCCCCCCGAGUCCCUGACUGCUCGGCACGCACCAGCAGGAUACCAGUCACCUCGAUCGAUCUGACUCGAUGUGACCCGUCUCACGUCUGCAGCCAGAACAGUACUGUAAGCAGCCUACGGCGAUCGCGAGGUGUUACCGGAAGGAUACUAGAGGCGCCGGAGAUAGGCCUGCUAAGGAGAAAAAGAAGAAGAAGAAUAUAGCACCACUAGUACCCGGAGUGACGGAGGAGGGGCUAAUAAUACCUAACACUCUGCCUAGGCACAAUCACAGCGCCGCUCAUGCUACCCGCUCCUGUCUGUCAUGAACCGACCCAAUCCGACCGCAAUGAGAGGGAGAUGCUACUGCAAUAAUAC